Messenger RNA from Auxenochlorella protothecoides, 255 nucleotides. RefSeq lists its product as hypothetical. The record is from RefSeq and is a predicted model, not a curated record. Lineage: Eukaryota; Viridiplantae; Chlorophyta; Trebouxiophyceae; Chlorellales; Chlorellaceae. The transcript is spliced from 2 exons. Bases 1 to 255 code for a protein of 84 amino acids.
AUGGGCCUCCGUGCCUCUGUACGAGGGAAUUUUGAACCCAGCACUCGUCGGUGGAAAGGCCCACUGAGGCCUAUUGGGUGUAUUGGUGGCUUGCCGCGAAUCCUCCAUCAGGAAGCAUCGGGCGGGAAGCUUCUGGACCGCGGGCCUUCUGCACCUUCUGGCGAACCCACUCACCUACCGCCGCAAUUGCUCGAGCCUGCAUCAGUCCCUCAAGCGGCGCCCCGGGCGCUACUGACAUGCAAAUGUCUGGCUUAA